Empidonax traillii (willow flycatcher) is the source of this 3095-nucleotide messenger RNA. It is a transcript of the gene KLHL35, whose product is annotated as kelch like family member 35. The record is from RefSeq and is a predicted model, not a curated record. NCBI's taxonomy places the organism in Eukaryota, Metazoa, Chordata, Aves, Passeriformes, Tyrannidae. The coding region runs from base 38 to 1798 and encodes 586 amino acids. Gene Ontology annotation, molecular function: protein binding. The transcript has 6 exons.
UGCUGAUCUCCUGUCCCUGCCCUGCUUCCCGAGCAGGAUGCACCGAGUGAUGAAGGAAGAAUCCAGUUUCGGGACAGGCAGCCUGGAAAAUGCGUCCCGGGACCCCAGCAAGGACAAGCUGCACACGAAGCUGUGCAGCGGGUCCUGCCACGCCGAGCAAAUCCUGCAGACCCUCAACUCCUACCGGCACAGCGGCACCUUCACCGAUGUGGUGCUGCUGAUCGACGGGCAGGAGUUCCCCUGCCACCGGGCCACCCUGUCAGCCAACAGCACCUACUUCAGGGCCAUGUUUGGCGGUGACCUCAAGGAAGGCCACCAGGACAUCAUUAACAUCCAGAAGAUCUCUGCCCCCACCAUGUCCCUCCUUCUGGAUUAUAUGUACGGGGGGAACAUCGUCAUCCAGGAGGACAACGUAGAGGGCAUCCUGGAGCUGUCUGACCUGCUGCAGAUCUCCAAGCUCAGGGAUGCCUGUGUCACCUUCCUGGAGGGCCAGCUGCACCCAUGCAACUGCCUGGGCAUCAUGAAGUUUGCUGACUCCUUCUCCAUCGCGUCCCUGACGGAGAAGAGCAGGAGGUUCAUGCUGGAGUGUUUCGUGGAGGUGUCGUGCCACGAGGAGUUCCUGGAGAUGGGGGCGAAGGAGCUGGUUGGGUACCUGUGUGACGAGCAGCUGGUGGUGCCCAAGGAGGAGGUGGUGUUCGAGGCCGUGAUGCGCUGGGUGCGGCACGACGUGCCCGCCAGGAAGGGGGCCCUGAGGGAGCUCCUGGAGCACGUGCGCCUGCCCCUGCUCAGCCCCACCUACUUCCUGGAGAAGGUGGAGAUGGAUGGGCUCAUCCAGGACUCCAAGGAGUGCAUCCCCCUCCUGCACGAGGCCCGCAAGUGCUACAUCCUGGGGAACGAGGUCAGCUCCCUGCGCUCCAGGCCCCGGAGGUUCAUGGAGCUGGCAGAGGUCAUCGUUGUCAUCGGGGGCUGUGAUAAGAAGGGCCUCCUGAAGCUGCCCUUCACAGACCUGUACCACCCCAAGAGCAGGCAGUGGACAGCCCUGUCCAGCGUGCCCGGAUACACCAAGUCAGAGUUUGCUGCCUGCACGCUGAAGAACGACGUGUACAUCUCAGGAGGACACAUCAGCAGCAGUGAUGUUUGGGUGCUGAGCUCCCAGCUAAAUGUCUGGAUCAAGGUGGCCUGUCUGCAGAAGGGCCGGUGGAGGCACAGGAUGGCAACGCUCCAGGGCAAGAUCUACGCCGUGGGGGGCUUUGAUGGCUUCUACCGCCUCUCCAGCGUGGAGUGCUAUGACACCUUCUCCAACAGCUGGUCCACCCUGGCCCCGCUGCCCCAGGCCGUGAGCUCGGCCGCCGUGGUCUCCUGCCUCAACAGGCUCUACGUGCUGGGAGGGGCUGUGGAUGACACCUCCAAUACAGACAAGGUCCAGUGUUACGAUCCAGAGGAUGACAAGUGGACGCUCUUGUCUCCCACCCCAUUUUACCAGAGGUGCAUCAGCGCUGUCUGCCUGGACAACAUCAUUUAUGUUGUGGGUGGACUCCUCAGCAAAAUCUUCAGCUAUGAUCCCAGGAAGGACAGCUGGAGAGAAGUGGCCACCCUCCCUGGGCCUCUGGAGAGCUGUGGCCUGACAGUGUGUGGAGGGAAGAUCUACAUCCUGGGUGGCCGGGACGAGAGCGGGGAGGGCACGGACAAGGCGUUCACGUUCGACCCGGCGACGGGGCUGGUGGAGCCGCAGCCACCGCUGCAGCGCUGCACCAGCUACCACGGCUGUGUGACCAUCCUGCAGCGCAGGGACAGGUGACCACAGGGCUCCCCUGCACCCAGAGCCUCCCCUGGAGCCACCCAGCAUGUGGGAACACUGCAGAGCAGGUGCUCCACCAGGCCCUGAGUGGCCUCGGGUUUGUUUUUCCCGGCCUCGCGAUGGAGCCGAUGGAUUUGAUGCUGAUCCAGGUGAGAGGAUGGAAGGGUCCUGGACUGUGUGAAGCUGCAUCACAGACCUUGCCACUGCAAGGGACUGCUGAAUUGUGCCCCUGGGACUGCUGAAUUUGACCUUUGCUUAGGUUUUCCUGGCUGUAGAUGAAAGUCUUCUGCUGUGCUUGCAACAGAGGUUUGCUGUCCUGGAAGGACGUGUGUUUGCUGCUUUCUGAUGCCCAGAACUGUUGCUGUAACAGCUGCAGCUCCAGGAUCCAAUCCUUUGGCUAAAAGCUGUCAGGUAUUUGUGCAUUUAUUAUAGAACCCUGUGCCAAACCCCAGUGGGGACCUAAAUGCUCAUUAACAUCCGCGAACAGAGAGCUGCGACUGGGAGUUCAAAGUUGAUAAUCCCAAGAAAAUCACUCCACUAAAUCCCAAAUAGUUCCAGCUCUGGCUCUGCACAGGCUGUGUGAGGGUCUGUGCCCCCAAAGCACAGAGUGCUGUCUCUUUUCAUACAUGUUUUGUGGUUGGACUGCUGUGUCUGUCACUGAGUGGACAAGUGAAUCCUGAAGCCAAGAGUUCCUUCAGAGAGGAAAAGGAGGAGGAAUAUUAAGGUGUAGGAAUUAAGCAUGAAGACCUGAAGCAUGGCAGCCACAGAACUGUCUCAUUUUGGCUGUGGAGUAUGUAGCAAACAUUAAAAUAAUCUCCAUAUUUAACAGACUGGGGUCCCUGGGAGCCUGAAUGUGCAGCUCAUUUGGAGGAUGUUUGAUUACACAGGCCUGCAUUGCUCCAAGCUGCCCUCAGGUCUAGAAAUGACCCUGAGCACGUUUGAUUUGGUAGGAUAACCAUAGUUUUUGGUGUUGGUGUCUGUAGUCCGUGCCUGGAACUGGUAAUUUCUGGUGGCUCCACGUAAAUGUUCACGUUGUUCAGUUAGGGGCUGAAUUGCUGCCAGAUGUAGAGUGAGGGCUCUUAAAAACUCCCGUACCUUGGACACUGUGGGGUGCACCCCCCCACAGCAGGCUGCUGGCUGGCUGCUGUGCUCUCUGCACCUUCCUUUUCUCACCCUAAUUCUUGCUGAAGCAGAGGAAAUGUCUGUGUCCACUGGUCCAGCUAUUCCCCUUUGCCUGUCCCAAACCUGCUGGCUCUGCCUGCUUCCCUCUGUGUUCACCACUAAACCAAGUCCUCGA